AUGGGGCUUCAGUGGCUCCCUUCCUUACAGGUCUUGUUUACCUUCUUGCUCUUUCUGAUUUUGGUGCUGAAAAUAGGAAGAGAUGCAAAACCAAUUACUCUGCUUCAAAUCUAUCCCCCAAGGCCAUGGAAGCUACCAUUCAUAGGAAACAUACAACAGCUUAUUGGCUCUCUACCUCAUCAUGGACUGAGAGACAUGGCCAAGAGAUGUGGACCUCUUAUGCACCUACGGCUUGGAGAAGUUUCCACCGUUGUAGUUUCAUUACCAGAGUUUGCUAAAGAGGUGCUGAAAACCCAUGAUGUUAUCUUUGCUUGA
Molecule: messenger RNA, 315 nt
Organism: Prunus armeniaca (apricot)
Lineage: Eukaryota; Viridiplantae; Streptophyta; Magnoliopsida; Rosales; Rosaceae
Source: the annotation of a GenBank genome assembly